Messenger RNA from Cuscuta campestris, 2030 nucleotides. NCBI's taxonomy places the organism in Eukaryota, Viridiplantae, Streptophyta, Magnoliopsida, Solanales, Convolvulaceae. The record is from the annotation of a GenBank genome assembly.
AUAGUGUUUUAUCAAUCAUCCUUUCUGUGGUGGUGCAAAAAGCUCCCUUAAUCCCAAUCCCAAUCGCUUCUCUUCUUCUUCUUCUUAUUUUUUAAAAUUAUUUACCUUUUUAUAAUAAAUUGAUGCCUCGCCCUUUUUGUUUUUUUCCAAAACCGAUGGAGUUCAAACAAAUAGCAGAAGACGAUGUGUAUUUGGAUAUCGGUGCGCAAUAUAUAUCAACAAAUGAUACCAUCCAAGCCUAAGGUUGCAAGAAAUUUCGUUGAUGCGAAACUAUGGAAACAUGCCGCGUUUUUUAAAAGACAUGAGUUUGAUGCCGAAAAAAAGGUCAGGGACUUCUUGAACUUGGGGAAUAACCCGGAUCUUGAUCUAAGAGUUAUUAAUAACACCAUGGAGGUGUUCGUCACCUUCCCUAUAUAUGGUGCUGCCUCAUACAUGAGUAUGUCACAGACACUGCCAUGUGGACGGUGACAGAUUGACAAACACCACUGUGUUGCCUCAUACAUUGUGACGGACACCACCAUGGUGUCCUUCCUCAUCCUUAUAACAAGAUUCAUCUUAUUCCUUGAGUUCGGGUAGUCCUUGACCUUUUUAUCAUCAUCAAGCUCGUGUACAUUUAAAAACAGUGUCUGUUCCCACUGUUUUGCAUUAAUUACAACCUUUGUCUUGAGCCGCAUGAUGGUAUCGUUUGGUCAGAUACCUGCCCAUCGGUAUCCAGAUUCACUUCGUCUUUCGCUAUUAGUCUGAAUCCCGCUGGUUUUGAAAAAUAAAAAGGGUAAAUAUCAAUUUAUUAUAAAAAUGUAAAUAAUCCUAAAAAAUAGGAAAGAUAAGCCACCAUGGGAUAGGAAUUGAGGGAGCUUUUUGCGCCGCCACAUAAGGGAUGACUAAUAAAGCACUUGAAAUGAUGAGAGUAUGGGACAUCACUUUAUAUAUAUACAUUGAGAUCAAGGAUUUGGUAGCCUUAAAAAAUACGAGUAGUUAGGUAAGGCUCAAAGAGGAUGCAGCUUUUUUUAGACUAUUCAAUACACUUUGUAGCUUGUACAAACCUCACAUGUAUUAUUGGGUUACUAGUUUAAAUUUACUGUCAUUCUUUAAAUAUCUCUUGUUCAAUUGUGAGGCAAAGUUUGUAUAACCGGUUUUAGAGCUCUCAUCAACAUUUUCAGGUCAGAGUUCUAAUAUGGAAACUAACAUUCUUGAUCUGUGUUCUUGGAAGACUCUUUCGUUGAAGUUCUUCAAAGGAGGAGCAGUUUAUUCUACUUGGCCUAAAAUGACAGAAAUAUUCGGCUACACGACGUGCACACAAUUAUUGCAAAUGUUUGUUGCAAUAAUAUUCUUCCAUGUUUCCGAGUACAUUCUCGUGGUUUCCAUUCACGGUAGAUCAAAUGUGACACUCAAGUCUCUUUUGAUCAGCAAAAACUACAUGUUGGCCAUGAUACUCUGCCUGAUAGAGUACCUUGUUGAAGCACACUUCUUUCCCACUAUGAAGGAACAGUGGUGGAUAAGCAAUUUGGGGUUGGGAAUGGUUUUCACCGGUGAGAUCAUCAGGAAGGCAGCUAUUCUAACGGCGGGUCAAUCCUUCACUCAUCUCAUAAAAGUGAAGCGCGAGGAAAGCCAUAAGCUAGUUACACAUGGAGUGUACCGAUAUAUACGCCACCCCAGUUAUUGUGGUUUCUUCAUCUGGUCUGUUGGCACCCAAAUCAUGCUUUGCAAUCCGGUGUCAACGGUUGCAUUUGCUGGUGUUGUUUGGCGAUUCUUCUAUGAAAGGAUACCGUAUGAGGAGUUUUUCUUGAGGCAAUUCUUUGGUGCUCAAUACAAAGACUAUGCCAAAGGAGUUCCUUCCGGAGUCCCAUUUGUGAAGUGAUGAUGCCAUGCUCUUCACCUUUGAUCUUAGGUUAGCCAGGUUUGACAAGGUUUGGAUUUAUAAUCAUGAGACAUGAAAUUAAUGUAACUUUAUUUUUUGGUGUAGUAUUAUUGUUGUAUACACAUGGUUGUUCAAUGUUUUGAUAAAAAUCUAAAAAAGUCUAAGAAUUUCU